Fusarium redolens is the source of this 1467-nucleotide messenger RNA. Its product is annotated as major facilitator superfamily domain-containing protein. Gene Ontology annotation, biological process: transmembrane transport; spermine transport; spermidine transport. The coding region runs from base 1 to 1467 and encodes 488 amino acids. Gene Ontology annotation, molecular function: spermidine transmembrane transporter activity; spermine transmembrane transporter activity. The transcript has a single exon. Lineage: Eukaryota; Fungi; Ascomycota; Sordariomycetes; Hypocreales; Nectriaceae. The record is from RefSeq and is a predicted model, not a curated record.
AUGGAGAUCAACACCACUCCGCCAACCAUCUCGCCAGAAACCCAUCAAAUAACAACCCGCAUCAACGCAGCCUACGACUGGACCGGCCCCAAGGAUUCCUCCAACCCCCGAAACUUCUCCCUCCUCACAAAAACACUCAAUAUAGCUUCCAUCACAUCCCUCGCCUGGGCUUCCUGUUUCGCAGGCGCUAUAUACGCCCCAGCCCAAACCCCCGUUAGCAAAGAAUUCCACCAAGGGCGUUUGGCUGCUGUGCUGCCUUUGAGUCUGUAUAACCUCGGUAUGGCGUGUGGUCCACUCGUUGGAGCACCGCUAUCUGAGACUUAUGGACGGAAGACGGUGUAUGUUGCUACUACGCCUAUCUUCCUCGCGUUUUUGCUAGGGUCUGGUUUUGCGGGGGGUAUUGUGAGUUUAUCGAUUUGUCGGUUCUUUGCGGGCAUGUUCGCAUCGCCGAAUGUGAAUAAUACUUCUGCUACUAUCAUGGAUUAUUGUGCGCCUCGAUAUCGUGGUGCGAGUUUGGGGAUAUAUUACUCUAUACCUUCGCUUGGGGCAGCUGUUGGGCCUCUUGUUGGUGGAUUUGUUGAGCGGUCUCUUGGGUGGCGAUGGACGCAGUGGGUUGCUGUCAUGAUAACAUGCGCUCUUUACAUACCGGUUUUGUUCACGAGGGAGACAUAUAAAAAGGUUGUUUUACGAAGACGGGCUAUUAGAAUGGGUUUGGGUGACACCUCCUCUCAACAAACGACUGUUGCUAGGACAAUUCGACACUUUUUCACGGUUCUCAUCCUUCGACCUCUUCAUAUGCUGUUCACCGAACCAAUCGUCACACUCGUCAGUCUCUACAACGGCUUCAUCUUUGGACUACUGUACACAUUCAUCAUAUCCGUUCCCUGGAUCUUCAGACAUUACUAUAAUUUCAACGCAACCGGCGAGUCCCUCUCAUAUCUGGGUAUAACUCUCGGCACUCUCCUUGCCUGCGUACCCUUCGUCCUAAUCGACUUCUCAUACUAUCAAAAGCGCCUCGUCCACUGGAGUCAGACCCACGAUACAAGCGACCCCUUACCCCCAGAACACCGUCUGAUCUCCUCCAUGAUAGGAAGUUUUCUCCUCCCCGCGAGUCUCCUCAUAGCAGGAUGGACAGCUGAGUUCCGCAUCCACUGGAUUCUCCCUAUCUUUUUCCACGGAAUGACGAUGCUAGCCUGUCUUCUGAUCUACGCUGGUGUAAAUCUCUUUAUGCUUGAUGCUUAUGGUCCUUUGUACGGAGCUUCGGCGUCUGGUGCCAUGAUGUUGAGUAGAUAUUCGUUGAGCUUUGCAUUUCCGAUGUUUGCGUUGCAGAUGUUUGAAAGGCUUGGUGCUGGCUGGGCAACGACUCUUUUGGCUGGUUUUACGUUUUUGAUGGCGCCUAUACCGUGGUGCUUUUUUGUUUAUGGCGAGAGGAUCAGGGCUCGGAGUAGAUAUGAGUCAAGCUUAUAG